CACUGCUCCCACCGUCCAAAUCAUCGCAGCAUCAACAGCCUAGCAGAGCAAUCUUCUUCUUCUUCGAUCUCUCGCGAUGGCCAAGAUCCAGCCCCUCCCCGCGGCCCCCUCACCGCCGUCCUCCGGUGAUCACCGCCGGGGCCAGCAGGCGUACACGGUGUGGAUGAAGUCGCUGGUCUUCAAUGGCAACGGCUGCGCGGUGUACGGCCCCGAUGGCAGCGUUGCCUUCCGCGUCGACAACUACGGCUGCAGGGGCGGCCGCGAGGUCUUCUUCAUGGACCGCGGCGGCAACGCCCUCAUCAGGAUCAGACGCAAGGGCUUCGGCAUGUUCAGGAGGUGGGAGGUCUGCCGGUAUGAGCAGGGGGAGGAGGCGACACCGUGGUUCACCGUGCGGCGGGCCAAGAAGGGCGAGGCCGCCGUUGCGAUGCACGGCGGCGCGAGAACCUGCUACAGGAUGGACGGGUGCCCUGCCCGCAAGACGGAGUACAAAGUCCGCGGCGUCGAUGGCGCGGCCGUGGCGGAGGUGGCCCCGAAGCAGACGGCGGCGGGGGUGGUGCUGGGCGAGGACGUGCUGACGCUGACGGUGGCGCCGGAAAUGGAUCACCUGCUCGCCCUGGGUAUGGUCGUGGUGCGUGGCCUCAUCAACCGCUCCUUGUGACCCUCUUCUUCUAGUUCAGGUUCAGGUCUCUCUAGUUAGUAGCAACGUAGACCAUUUUUUUCUGACGAACAGUUCAGCAAGUUUUUUCCCAUGAUGCCAGAUUGGCAUGGUGACUCUUUUUGGCGUAUGACUUUUUUUCCCUUUCUCAAAGGGUUUUUCACUACCAUAGUUUCAACACGAUGAAACAAGGUUAUACAGUGAUUGUAUAAAUCUUUGGGAGUACUUAGUUUAGUUUGUGGGAGUACUUAGUUUAGUUGUCUAUGUGUUAUCCUUAGUUUGUGGGAGUACUUAGUUUAGUUGUACAAUGAAACACAAAUGUUAGCCUACGAAACUCCAAUAUAAGACUUUAUGGUCUCAGACAGAAUAAAUUGAGAGGCACCAAAAAUGCCGGCCUCUUGGAGAAGAGGCUGACACACACACAAACAUUAGCCAGUCACUCACUGGCAGUGGCACACGCAGAAAGCAGCUGUCGCACUGAAAAUGUCUCGCACGAAAAGAAAGUUCAAUAGGGCACACCAUAACUUCAACACAAAGAAGAAGAAAAGAGCGCACAUCAACAUCAGCCUACCAAAACGACGUCCGUGCCACUGCCAGCCUUAUUAAACUCAGCCAAUUUAUCGAGGAAACCGGAGUACAAAGUGUGUACAACGAGCGAAAAACCAGUACGCAGAGACGGCGACAGAGAUAGCUGCACGCUUGAAAAAAGCAGGCGAGCGUCAGACCGUCUAUCUCCCUCCCUCUCAAAAGGUUGGAAUAAUUCACCGGCUCAGAUGUACAAUACGUGACAAGUGGUGGCCAAUAUGAACUUGAGCCUAUAACCGGAGAAAAAGAGAAAAAUGAGCCCAGUUGCCCAUGGCGGUGCCUGGCCACAUGAUAUCGCUCACGCCAUUUCCACUCAAUUGGCGACAGCACACUCGUCUGCCAGUUGACCAUCUCAAACUCUGACCUUCUCAAACCAUCGA
Triticum aestivum (bread wheat) is the source of this 1620-nucleotide messenger RNA. Its product is annotated as protein LURP-one-related 11-like. The transcript has a single exon. Lineage: Eukaryota; Viridiplantae; Streptophyta; Magnoliopsida; Poales; Poaceae. Bases 77 to 658 code for a protein of 193 amino acids. The record is from RefSeq and is a predicted model, not a curated record.